GUUAGAUAACUGCGUUCAUCAACAUGGACUAAUAUUUUGUAUCAAAUAAUUUUAAUAUACUAACGUUGUUAAUUGACUUGGCCGAAUGAAUAUGUUUAUUACAAAAGUUAUUUUGUUGGCUAUUGUUACUUGUGCUAGUGGGGCGUCUGUGAAUUUAGACAGCAGCAACCUUCAAGCAAUUGUGACAGAAGUGGUUCGAAAUAUUCUCAGUGACGGACAUUCCGGAGAGAAUAUCAAAACUGUGGCGCUAUUGAAAGAAAUAAACGAACUUAAGAAUCAACAUAUUCGUCUUGAACAAAGGAUAGACAUGCUGGAGCAAGAACAAAGGGACAAAGACACGAAUAUAUGCUCCCUGCAGAACAACAUGAAUACACUUGUGGAAAUGAUAGCAAGAAAUGACAGUAUACGCGCUCAAAAUUUAACUAUACAUACGUCACAUGAAUUGCUAAAUAAAUGUCGUGCUUGGAAGAGUAAUGUUUUCCCGACAGAAAAUUCCAGAAUAGAGACUUUACAGAGGAAAAAGCGGGAGGUGAUACCAACACAAGCCCCAGCACGAAGAAUUGCGUUUUCUGCUUACCUUACACACACACAUUCCGGUUUGUCUCCAGGACAGGCGAUCAAAUUUGACCACGUCUUACUGAAUGAAGGACAUGGCUAUAAUCCAUAUUUGGGUGAUUUCGUUGCACCUAUAUCUGGAACAUACCUGUUUACAUUUCAUUUCCACUCACGUGUGCACACGUUCGUCCGUCUUACCGUAGAUGGUGUCAACAUCGUGGAUGCCGUGGCUAAUCCACACACCGGCACACACGAUAAGGAAAGUAUGAGUGGCAAUACGGUUAUCAUACAUGUUGGAAUUGGCCAGGCAGUUCUUGUUGAAGUGUAUGAUGUUAGCGGUGAAGCAGCUUCCAGCGACAAAUAUCGUCUUUGCUCGUUUUCUGGGUUUCUGUUGUACCCAGAAAAUCCUUCAUGAGUGCAUGAACAGGCCAAAGUAUGCCCUAUUAAUUUUAAAAAUGACAGUAGAUACAUUUUUAUGUUACAGAAAUAAGUGUUUUUAAUACAGUUUGUAACUUUAACGUUAGCUGAAUAUUUUGAUUAAAAUAAUUCUUAAUGUUCCUUCUCUGUCGCCUUGUCAAUUAUGUAAAGCCUUACUGGACUAUAAUGAUGCCAGUCCAAUAGCUUUCGUUCCUGCCCAAGCAUUUUCAUACAUGCUUUUACAUUAUUUGACGGGACCGGGUUGCCCUUUUCUGCAUAUUGCUCUCUGAUAAUACAGCAUUUUGAUUCUCAUGACAUGUACAUUUUACGACACAAUAAAUAAAUUAUCUAAUCGGCUUUAAAGGAGCUUGCUUGCGAAUUAUGGAAGAAUUCGUGACCCGUAAAAGUAGUAAUAUUUUAAAGCGAUAGUGUAAAUAAAAUUGUCAAAAUAAAACAUGUAUAUUCUAGAUGGUCCGGUUAUAGAUCUUCAAUCGGUCGGUCGUAUU
This is a messenger RNA of Mercenaria mercenaria, 1478 nucleotides long. RefSeq lists its product as uncharacterized. The record is from RefSeq and is a predicted model, not a curated record. The coding region runs from base 86 to 970 and encodes 294 amino acids. Gene Ontology annotation, molecular function: protein binding. Lineage: Eukaryota; Metazoa; Mollusca; Bivalvia; Venerida; Veneridae. The transcript has a single exon.